Cloeon dipterum is the source of this 2602-nucleotide messenger RNA. RefSeq lists its product as uncharacterized. The transcript has 5 exons. The record is from RefSeq and is a predicted model, not a curated record. Lineage: Eukaryota; Metazoa; Arthropoda; Insecta; Ephemeroptera; Baetidae. Bases 104 to 1828 code for a protein of 574 amino acids.
CCUGGAAAUUGAGAAAUUAUCUAUUGUUUGUGAAAAGCAAUUCAUUAGAUAAUGAAGCCUAACGUGAAAUGACAAUAAUAUUUUUAAAAAUAUAAUUUUAGGCAUGGUGCACUCAGGAGAAGAGCUUUUGGCCAUAGCCAGAAGAAAAUUACAAGUGCUAAAAUGCAACAAGCAACUAAACAAUCGUCCUUACCAGGAAGUCUGCCAAAAUAUUGCUCGAAAGAUUUACUUCGAGUUAGGUCAGCCAUUUGAAAGCGACGAGUCAUUGAGAAAAUUACCCGAGCAAAUACAUCCACUUGUGCUGGAGGAGGUGGAAAAAAUUGUGUGUGCGGACGAGAACAGGAAUGAAAAGACGCUAACUGCAAUUUUGUCUGUUCUUCACCUGCUGCUCUCGCCCAAGACGAAAAGCUUCCAGGUCGGAUGGUUGACAUCUUGCAGUCGGCCAGACACGAUAGAUUCUUGCCAACUUAGGGUAAUAAAUAUACUGGCAGCUUCCGCCCCUAACUUGAAGUCGCUGACGCUCGAUGACUCAACUGGAGUAAAGCCGCUUUCACGAUUCCCGUUAAUCACAAAGGAGAUUAUAUCUGCUAUCUUGCAAAUCAAAACAUUAAAAUCGCUGAGCACAGGUCGCUUCUUUAUCGUUGACGAUCAUCUGAUUAAGAUUUGCAAAAAGUUGAAUUUUCUUCAUUGCCUUCAAGCUAAUAUUAUUUUUAAAGAUAAGUCAAGUUUGUCAAAGCUGGUAAAAACAAUGCGGGACAACCUGAAGCAUCUGAAGGAUUUUCGCUUUGAUCGGAUUGCGGUGAAAGACGGAAAAGAACUAAAAGAUGACUAUCAAGUUUUCCCCAAAGAGCUCGUGAAAUGCUGUCUAAAGCAUAUUCCACGUCUCCAGAUCGUCAAGAGCUUGGUAACUGACCCGAAAUCUCAGGCAAUGAACUUUUUGGAUUCAAUAAAGGGGCCGUCCAAUCUGUGCCACGUGCAUUUGAGUAAUGGUUCCUCGUUAAAAGGUUUGAUUUUGCUUCCACGAGUCACCCACUUCAAAAUGACUUGGGAUGCAAGCCCAAGCUUCAUUCCCAGGAAAUUGUCAACUAUUCAAAGCCCAUUCUCAUCUACCAACCGUUCUCCAAUGCCUGUGUUCCCGAAUGUUGAGUAUCUUCACUUAGAAGGUCUCUCUCUGUCUCUGAAUCUCCUCCGAUUUGCAAUACAGUACGGCAAAACCCUUCACACACUAAUCGUGGACGCACGUGCAGGAUCAAAUUUGACUGUUAACCUUAACGACCUGUCAAUUCAUUGCCCAAAUGUGCAGUCGCUUCAUCUCGGUGGGAUUGAACUGUCUGCUGACUCUAUCAUUAAUUCGUUUCCCCACUUGAAACACCUAAAGCUCAUUCUCUUGAACAGAAACGCCGUGAAGCUGUCAAAUUUUCUGGCAGUGCCAGCACUGAUAAAUGUGGACAUCAGGGCGAUUAGAUUCGACAUUGAAGACGUGAUUACCGUGUCCUCUAAAAUUAAAGCUGGAAAUGUUUUAAUGAGCCUUGAAGCCUUCCGACUUGAAUGCAUGCCAUACGAUACAAUAAAAACAGAUGAAUUCGCAGCAAUUUCUAAUCUGGUGAAGUUAGCGUGUGCCUUCCUGCCAAACAUGCGAGCUAUCCAGUUGGACGUGACCUACUUUCCUCCGAUUCCCAACACGCCCGAAAAAGACAGCAAUGGACCGAUUCCUGCUUCUUUUCGAAAAAAAGCUGCAAUUUUUGAAGCGCUUGGAGAUCGCAAUCUCAUCCUAUUUCUAAUUGAAUUCGGAAUGAGUAGCAAAAAUGACUGGAAUUGUGAUACUUAAAUUGAAAAUUAUUUAAAAUAAAAUUUUUGAAAAUUAUAGCAUUUGUUUGGACAAAUUAGUUUAAUAAAAACAAAAUCAAUUAAGCUACAUAAAUGCAAGUUUAAGCAAUGCAUGUUAUAUUAAACAAAGCAAAAAUAAAUUGUAACUUUUAAUCAGUUCAAGAAUAAAAUCCAGAGAAUAAAAAAAGACAUAUUCGAUAUUGUGUCUUUUCAAAAAUUAUAAAACAGAGUUUUGGGGAAUUCUAUCUUCACUUAUAUGUGCUAGUAACUUCCAACCGGCUCGCUAGUGACUUUAAUUAAUUAUAAUUAUCAAGUAACAAAUUAUUAUUCGCAUUCAUAAUAUUCUAUAAAUAUAUUUUUUUUUUGCUCUUUUUAUCCUUGUCCGUCCGAGGACCGGGAAGGGCGCGCACUGCACUAGCACGAAUGCUGAAACCCGGGUCCCAAUAACACCGCGAACUGAUAACAUGGGCGCACCAGGCCGCACAGGGACCCAGCCCACUCAAGGGCCACUUGCCUCCGCACCGAGGACUGCAUUGAAACGCUAGACAUUCGUCCCGUGAAGCCAAAUCACGCAUGCUGGAAAGGUGCAAACCAGCAAGUAGCGAGUCGGCGCCGGUGCGCCUCCCAGCCCGUUGAGCAAUUCGAGUCACUAAACUAACCACUUUUUGCCAUUUCUGACAUUGGGUAGCCAGUAUUAGAUCUCCGAACUGCUCAAAUACCUCUCAUUGCUUUGACACUCCUGAGAGUGCCUUAACAAUGCGAGCCAACGGGCUGG